Thalassophryne amazonica is the source of this 1151-nucleotide messenger RNA. RefSeq names its product transmembrane protein 11 (gene tmem11). Gene Ontology annotation, biological process: inner mitochondrial membrane organization. Bases 65 to 628 code for a protein of 187 amino acids. The transcript is spliced from 2 exons. The record is from RefSeq and is a predicted model, not a curated record. Lineage: Eukaryota; Metazoa; Chordata; Actinopteri; Batrachoidiformes; Batrachoididae. Gene Ontology annotation, cellular component: mitochondrial inner membrane.
UACGUUACCCAGAAGGUUUUGGCGCUAUUCCUACGUCAGCUGCAAUCACUGUUGCAUCUCCGACAUGGCGUCGCUGGGAAGGAGGCGCGGUGUCCCAGUAAGCAGGGAGAGAGGAGCGAUGGCAGCGACAGACUGCUACAUUGUCCAUGAGAUCUACAAUGGGGAGAACGCACAGGAACAGUUUGAGUAUGAGCUGGAGCAGGCACUGGAGGCCCAGUAUAACUACAUUGUUAUUGAGCCCACACGCAUUGGAGACGAGACGGCCCGUUGGAUUACAGUGGGCAACUGCCUGCACAAGACGGCUGUAUUGUCAGGCGCCGUUUGCCUCCUGUCACCGCUUUCAAUGCAGCCUGAAUACUCGCGCUAUGUGGCAAUGCCCGCCGGCGCCCUCAGCGUGGCCUGCGCUGCCCUCUAUGGGAUAUCAUGGCAGUUUGACCCCUGCUGCAAGUACCAGGUGGAAUACAACAGCCAAAAACUCUCGCGGCUGCCCUUGCAUACGCUCACCUCCUCCACACCCGUGGUGUUGGUACGCAGGGAUGACGUCCACAGAAAGAGACUCCAUAACAUGAUAGCACUGGUGGCCCUGGCCUACUGUGCCAAGAAGAUCUACGAACUCUAUGUGGUAUGAGUGCAGUCUGAAGACAGUUUAAGAACCAGCAGGAAAAAAAAAUGAAAUAAAUACAAAAAAGAACCUAUCCACCCCAGAUGUAAGAGUGUGGAAGUCGUGAUCGGACUCAGCAGUCAGCGCCACACAAAUGGUGGUGCUUCCGUUUUGAAAUUUGACCAGAGGGAUAUAGUUUAAACCAGAAGGAAUUGUUUCCCAUCCUUGCAUUUGUUUCCUUUUGCUUGUAUGUGACAGCACACUAAUAUCUGUAGUACCUUUGCUCCUCCUCCGCCCUCCAUCUGCGUUCUACACACACAACACAGUGCACAAAGGGUAUCGAAGCAUUUCUCUGAAAUGAAUUGUAUUUUGGUUGAAAUAGUGUUUUGAGAUCAAAGCUCCUUACCCUUUUUCCUUAUAGUUUUACUGUACAUCUUUGUUGCUGAUUAAUACAAUACCCAUUCAUUAAACAUUAGGAUAUUUCAAACUAGUUUUUCUGUAUUUUAUUUUACUUUUUUCAUUAAAUGGAUGGAUAAUGUCCAGCAAAGUG